Drosophila nasuta is the source of this 4023-nucleotide messenger RNA. RefSeq lists its product as uncharacterized. The transcript is spliced from 6 exons. The record is from RefSeq and is a predicted model, not a curated record. Gene Ontology annotation, molecular function: nucleic acid binding. Lineage: Eukaryota; Metazoa; Arthropoda; Insecta; Diptera; Drosophilidae. Bases 1 to 4023 code for a protein of 1340 amino acids. Gene Ontology annotation, biological process: DNA integration.
AUGGCACACAAUGUGGUAGACUCGGCAUUGAAUAAGUUCAUCGCCGCGACUGACCGUGUCAGUCACUUUGCGUCGCGACUUAACAAUGCUUCUACUGACAGCGCGUCCCUGUACACGUGCCAGGUCCGGAGGGACCAGAUGCGUGCCUUGUGGGACAAGGUCGAGAAGGAGUACGAGGCUUGCUCCUGCGUCAUGUCGGAUGAAAUGACGACAGACGAGUUGCCUACCAUUCAGGCAAAAUAUGAUUACUGCUAUAUUCUCUAUGAGCAGUGGUCCGCUCAGCUAAGUGAGCAAAUAGCUGAUGCCUCCCAGGCCAUCACUCCCCGUACACCCGUACAACCCCAAGCCGUGCCGUUCGUGUCCACAGGGUGUCGCCUACCUCCGUGCGACACCGAAGUUUUCGGAGGCGAUUACACUCGCUGGCCCACCUUCCGAGACUUAUUCACGGCUAUCUACAUCCGAAAUCCUAGACUAACGGUAUCGCACCCUAGAAGCGAUAGCGGAAGUGUCAGCCAGCACGAGCGCUCCGACGGUUCCACGGGCCUCACCUCGGGCUCUGAUCGACUCGGAUCAGAAGCCACCUUCCUCUCAGAGAAGUUGUUCAAGCGCUUGAGGAUGCCGUAUACAUCCGUGCAAGCCCGCGUUUCUGGGCUGACACAAGCUGUGGCAGCCCAGCCCCGAAAGUUUUGCCAAUUCUUAAUUGGCUCCCCGGUCAGACCCGAUUUGCAGAUCGAGGCGUCGGCCAUCCAGCUGGCAGACCCCAAAUUCUAUGAGAGUUCGCAGAUUGAUGUGCUACUAGGCGCUGACAUCCUCCCGUCCAUUCUGCUCGGCGGCUCUCACCCUAACUUUUGUGGGACCCUCCUCGGUCAAGAGACCAUUUUCGGUUGGAUCCUGACUGGCCCUGUGUCGGGAUCCAUUUCAAAAUCCAUUUCGUCCUUUUCAGCUCGACUGUCCGUCGAGCGAACUCCGCCAUUGGAGGAACUCCUCUCCAAAUUUUGGGAGGUGGAGGACCUGCCGGCUAGCCCAGCAAAAGAAUCUGACCUUUUUUGUGAGGCUAACUUCAACGCCACGACCGUGCGAACCUCAACGGGUCGCUACAUGGUCACGCUCCCAUUCCGCGAUCCUGGUCACGUUGACCUGGGUCACUCGAGGGCUAUCGCUCUCGCUCAGUUCCUGAGAAACGAGAGCCGUUUAAAGAGGAACGACUCUCUGAAGGAACAAUAUGACUCCGUUAUUCAAGAGUAUCUGGAUUUGGGUCACAUGACUCAAGUCCCCCCAUCCAGUUCCGGCAACUACUAUUUGCCGCACCACGCUGUUCUCAAGCCCGACAGCACCACCACAAAGCUCCGCGUUGUAUUCAACGCCUCCAGCCCGACUUCAAACGGGAAGAGUCUGAACGACAUCCUCCACACUGGGCCAAUCCUUCAAUCCGACCUGACCAUUCAAAUCCUGAAAUGGAGGUUUUUCAAGUUCGUCUUCAACGCUGACAUCACCAAGAUGUAUCGGCAAAUCCUUGUGGAUCCCAACCACACCCGGUUUCAAAGGUUGCUCUUCCGUACUCCAGACGAGAAGUUAUGCGACUUUGAACUCAACACAGUCACCUUUGGAGUGAACUGUGCUCCGUACCUGGCUAUCCGCGUUCUGCAUCAGCUUGCGAGUGAUGUUCGCGACCGGUACCCCCUUGCUAGUGACAUCAUCGCCAAUUAUAUGUACGUUGAUGACGUCCUAGCAGGAGCUCACACUAAGCAGGCUGCGGUGUCUGCUAUAGAUGAGCUUCGAACAGCGCUCGAGAGUGCUGGGUUCCCUUUGCGUAAGUGGACCUCGAACUCGAAAGAUGUGCUGAGAAGAAUCCCUAAGGAUCACUUGCUCUGUGCAGACUUCCUCGAGAUCGACGAAGCUAGUGUCGCAAAGACGCUAGGCAUUCGUUGGCGGGCCACGUCCGACGAGUUCUUUUCGUCACCGCCGAGAUGGUGUCCAAACCAUUUUUCAGUAAGAGAAGUGCUGUCGCAGAUCGCCAAGUUGUUCGAUCCUGCAGGUUGGCUUGCUCCUGUGGUCAUUUGGGCCAAGAUUUUUAUGCAAGAAAUCUGGAAGCAAGAAAUCGGCUGGGACGACUCCUUACCGGCGGAUCUCACAGAGCAGUGGAUCAGUUUUCUGCGGAACUAUUCGUCCUUGCAGGACAUCCGCAUUCCUAGAUGGACCAACUACGCUCCCGGCGCAAAAAUCCAAUUCCACGGGUUUUGCGACGCCUCUCAAAGCGCGUAUGGAGCCGCUCUUUACGCACGUGUGGAAACAGAUUCCACUAUCGUUCUGGCAUGGUUGGACAAGCAGCCAUGCAAGUGGACCACUUUCGUGGCGAACCGAGUGGCCAAGAUUCACUCGGUGAAUGGCACUUGGCAGCAUGUUCGUUCCGAACACAAUCCAGCCGACCUGGCAAGCCGCGGUGUCUCGCCGCAAGAGCUACUGGGCAGUCGCCUUUGGUGGCAGGGGCCCGAAUGGCUGACGCACUCACGAGCGCAGUGGCCUUCACCGGUCAUUGGGCUCGAUACUGAAUUGGAGUGUCGAGCGGUGAAGGUCCAUGCAGCGCAAGUCCUAUGUGAGGACUUCCUCGACCGUUUCUCCAGGUUCGAUCGAGCGCUCCGAGUGUUUGCGUAUGUGCGAAGGUUUGCCCAGCGUUGCCGCCAACCCAAGGUCUCGUUUCCAGAGACGCUCAGCUCUCAAGAGCUUGCAGAAGCUCAAGAGAGGCUGAUUGUACAGGCUCAGAAUCGGGUAUACGCGAAAGAGUGUGCUUCCCUCCGGUCCCAUAAUCGUCUAAUCGGGUCAAGCGAUAUCCUAAGCUUGAAUCCGUUCCUUGACAAGCAAGGUGUCCUGCGUUCGUGUGGACGCGUAAGAGCGUCCACCUCCUUAUCCUACGACGAACGGCAUCCAAUAAUUCUCCCGUUCGGCUGCAUGUUCUCACGCCUCCUGGUUUCCUUCACGCAUCAAGUCUCCCUCCAUGGAGGCAACCAAUUGGUGAUGCGGCUGGUCCGAACCAAGUUCUGGAUUCCCAAGCUAAGGAACUUGGUGAAGACAGUGAUUAGUGCAUGCAAGACCUGUGUGAUUCAUCGCCGCAAGCUCCAGUCGCAGUUGAUGGACUUCGCCGGUCCCUUCGACGUCAAGAGCUACGUCGGACGGGGCUGCAAGAUUACGAAGGGUUACGUAUGUGUCUUCGUGUGCUUCAGCACGAAGGCAAUCCAUCUUGAGGCGACCACGGAUCUGACAGCGGAAAAGUUCUUGGAAGCUUUCUCCCGAUUCGUGGCACGGCGCGGGUGCCCUCUCCACAUGUACUCUGACAACGGGAAAACGUUCGUCGGAGCCUCCUCCAUUCUCUCCAAAGAAUUUGUGGAGAGCACCCGCAACCUGAUUGUCACCACUCACAGCCAUCAAGGUCUUGCAUGGCAUUUCAACCCACCUGGUGCCCCUCACAUGGGGGGUCUCUGGGAAGCGGGCGUCAAGAGCUUCAAGACGCAUUUCUACAAGACGGUUUCCUCCGUAAAACAUACGUUCGAGGAGCUUUCCACCCUCCUAUCUAAAAUUGAAGCGUGCCUCAAUUCGCGGCCUUUGACUCCUAUGUCAGAGGAUGUGAGCGACUUGGCGGCACUUACUCCCGGUCAUUUCCUGAUCGGGGGUCCGCUACUCUCCAUGGCGGAGCCAGAGUCCAGAGAGGAUGUGGAGUCCAUCCGCAACCGCUGGCAACGGCUCAAGGCUCUCCAUCAGCAUUUCUGUGUGCGAUGGAAGAACGAAUAUCUGAAGGAAUUGCAUAAGCGGAAUAAGUGGCAGUCACCUUCACGCGAUCUCCAAAUCGGUGACAUGGUGGUCAUCAGAGAGGAGAAUAUACCGCCACAAGAAUGGCGCCUCGGGCGUGUGCUGACCGCUUGCCCAGGCGCUGAUGAAAGGGUCCGUGUGGUUGACAUCCAGACGUGUCGUGGUGUUUUCCGCCGACCAGUUGCAAAGCUGGUCCUCCUUCCUACGGGACACGCGCUCUGA